This is a messenger RNA of Dromaius novaehollandiae (emu), 3391 nucleotides long. RefSeq names its product nei like DNA glycosylase 2 (gene NEIL2). Gene Ontology annotation, biological process: base-excision repair. Lineage: Eukaryota; Metazoa; Chordata; Aves; Casuariiformes; Dromaiidae. The record is from RefSeq and is a predicted model, not a curated record. The transcript is spliced from 4 exons. Gene Ontology annotation, molecular function: damaged DNA binding; DNA N-glycosylase activity; zinc ion binding. Bases 725 to 1705 code for a protein of 326 amino acids.
AUGGUGUGGGAUGCUGCUGUUUUGCCUGCCAUUCUUGCCAGAGUCUGGUGACCCUGGAUGUUGCUGGCAGAGUGUACAAAUGCUCUCUAAUCUGCCCCAUGCUGUUAGUCAGUGGGACUGCAGCAAGCAGCUGAUAAAGCAAGGAGGAUGAGCUAACUCCAAUGCUGAUCAUGGAGCAAUGCCUUCCUUGGUAGUGUAGCUAUAUCAGGAAGAGGAUGGUUGACUGUGGCCUGAGUUGGUUCAGGUUUAGUAACAUCUGAGUAAGGUUGUGUUCCUCCUUUAUACUGGGACACCAAGGCUGUGAAUAAUGAAUGGCUGGAGUGAUGUGAGCUCUUGUUUCUGGUGAGGAGAGAUUCUGAACAGUCUAACUGAAGGUCCUCUCUGACUGCUGGAGAAACUUUGGUUGGAAAGGAUUUCUGGAGGGCUCCAGGCCAAAUUCCUGCUUGAAGCGAGGUGAAAUUUAACAUUAGAGCAGGUUGCUUCGGGCUUUGUUCAGUCUCAUGAAUAUCUCCAAGGAUAAAGAUUCCUCUACUGCCCUGGGCCUGAAGGGAGCCUGUCUCUCUCCAUGGGCUUUGCCACAGGGAUUGAAGGGACUGUUUUGAGCCUUUCAUGUGGAUGUGAGCUCAGCCUCUGACUGGCUUUGUAGCUCUGAGCUGCAAUGUCCCCUCAGCUUUAGGGUGCCAAGUGUGAGAAGCAUCUGCCAUUCUGUUGACGGCUGCCAGAGAUGCCGGAGGGCCCGUCAGUGAAGAAGUUCCAGCUGCUGACUUCCCCUUUUGUGGGACAAGUAGUGACCAAGGUGGGGGGAAGCAGUCGGAAGAUCAACGUGAAUGAACUGAAAGCACUGAGGCUCCAGGACUCUCGGGUUCAUGGGAAGAACUUGUUCCUGGCAUUUGUGGCAGCUGGAGGUCUGCUAGGACCAACUGUAGAAGAGCUAGCAUUGCAAGGAGAGGCUUGUAGUGGGGCAAGUUCUCCUGCCCAGGAGGGACAAGAGCAGGUUUGUGCUCCGCAGAUAGGCCUCCCAGAAGAGGAGCUUCAGGAAGUCCCACACUCCAGAUCUGAUGCCCCAGAUGCAGGGGAUCCAGGCAACUGGCUGCGUGUCCAUUUUGGCUUGUUUGGCAGCAUUCGGGCAAAUGAAUUCUCAAGAGCAAAUAAAGCCAAUAAGAGAGGGGACUGGAAGGACCCUGUACCCAGGCUGGUUCUGCACUUUGAGAGUGGGGGCUUCCUUGUUUUCUACAACUGCCGAAUGCACUGGUGCUCUUCUCCGAUGGCUGAUCCUGCUUCUGACAUCUUGUCUGUGGAGUUCCACCGUGGUCGAGCACUGGAUGCCCUCAGGAGACCUGAUCCUGUCUGCUACACUCUCUUAGAUCAGAGAUAUUUUUCAGGGCUGGGGAACAUCAUUAAGAAUGAGAUUUUGUACCUGGCAAAGAUUCAUCCAUUAACACAGGGCUCUCUCUUGGCUCUCUCGGAUCUGGAGCGUCUGCUUGACUACGCCAUUCAGUUCAGCUCUGACUGGCUGCAGAGCAAGCUGCGUGGGAAAGGGUUGCACCCUCAGAUCUAUCAGAAGGAGCAGUGUCCCCUUGGGCACACAGUGAUGAAGGGAACCCUCGGACCCUUGCAUGGCUUGAAGAGACUGACUUGGUGGUGUCCUCAGUGCCAGCCUGCAGUGCCCUCAGGGAGUGGGGAUCCUUCCUCAGUCACCAAGUGAGCUGCCUUUCUGAUUCCAGUCCAGAUGGUGUCUCAGUUGUUGUGAGAAGGGCUUUAUGGUUUCUCUGUUAAGGCUGUUCCUUAGGAACAGUGAGUUGGCAGAGGUAAGUGCUCCUUAGAGGUUACAGGAGUCUCCAGAGUAUCUCGUACCUCUGGAUGCAAGAAGGAAAGUGGUUGUGCACUUCUUUUUUUGUUGUUGCUUGUCACAGUAACACAACUGCAUAAAUAGUUUAAUGGGUUUUGAGGUGUCUUGGUCCCUGUAUGCAGACUGUGAACUGCAGUUUGUUUUGUUAUUUGAGCAAGCUUCUGGGCAAACCAACUUGCUGGGUAGAAAUGAGUCAGAAGAAAUGGAGCCUGCCUUCUUGGGCUGUGGCCACCUUACACCCAUCAUCUGAGUAGAGGCAUUUGUAUGAUCACAGGGACUAUCAAACAGCUGAAGGACUGAAGUUUUCCUGUUUUCAGUUGGAUGUUUAGGGAUGUGAGGCACCUCUGCUAAUUGUGCCAGUGCCUUGCUGUCUUGACCCGAAGGACAUAGGAUGCCUGUGGAGCCCAUCUUUUCCCUAUGCUCUUUGGCUUCUGACAGUGCAUGGAAAGCUUAGGGCUUUGAGCAAGUGGCCUGUUCUGCUUUCAAGUUACCUUACAGAUCAUGAGUUUCAUGCACUCCCUGGUCUAAAUACUGUUAGACACCCACCACAUUUGUCAGACUUCUGAUACCAGUUGUUACUCGUGACAUCACCAAUGCCUCACAGUCCUCCCUGAAGAGCCACUGCUAUAAUCUGUAAAAACUAAUUAAUAUUUUCUGUGAUAUAGAGGGAUGGGAUUGGCAAAAUUUUGUCACAAAAACGCAGCUUCCAAGGACAGAGACUGUGACAAGCAAGUCGAAGUGAGCUGUACCAAGCACUGCUGCAGUGGUUUAUUUUCACCUGUUGGAAAGAGGCAGCUGUUCCUGUAAGGGCUGGCAGCACACCGAUUCACAGCCUAGCAUGGUAGUGUUCAGCUAUAACGACAGAGACAGGAUUAUCUAACAUACUGAAUUAAGAUGAAGCUGUUCAGGUAGAGGAAUAUACUCCUUUCUGCUAACUUUGCCAGGAAUUACUGCAUCUGCAGUAGGGUCAGUAGACAGAGACACUGUAAAUCACUGUGACUUACAUUGCCUCUGUUUAAAGCUGAGGUAUAAGCACCAUCAGAAGAGACAUACUGCAGUUACAGGGCUGAAUACAACCACUUCUGUUAAUUCCAGUUUUUACUUUUCACUUGCAAGACAACAAUCAGUUGUUUAAAAAAAAUCCCAGAUGCAAGGAGGGGACAGCAACAGCUUUUGUCUACUGAAGCUCCAGAGUUUCAUACCUCCCUUUAGAUGACUGUACCAGCAGCUUCUCUCAGCUGCAACGGUGAGGAAGGAGGGAUAACUUUUAUGGAGAUUUCAUCUAAAGAUGGACUGCAAAUAAACUGGAAGCACUGGAGUUCAAGACCCCUGUGGUCAGUCAUUCCGGUGGUUGCAGGGUAUGUGCUUGGUGAACAAUCCCAUUGAUGGGGUAUGGUGCCCAAAAAGCUGGUUAAUACUGCUUCUGAGUAUAUCCCGCAAUGUGGCUUUCAGGUUAGGUCCAGGCCUGAGAGGCUUUUUAAUAAAGACAAGUUGUUAGCUGAAAUGGAGGCUGGAUGAGCUCAGCCUGGAAAUGAGGCAUGA